This is a messenger RNA of Musa acuminata subsp. malaccensis (wild Malaysian banana), 819 nucleotides long. RefSeq names its product nuclear transport factor 2B. NCBI's taxonomy places the organism in Eukaryota, Viridiplantae, Streptophyta, Magnoliopsida, Zingiberales, Musaceae. Gene Ontology annotation, biological process: nucleocytoplasmic transport. The record is from RefSeq and is a predicted model, not a curated record. Gene Ontology annotation, cellular component: nuclear pore central transport channel.
GGUUCAGAUGGAGGAUGUUAGCCGAUGACUUGUUAGGUUUUUAUAGUUCCUCCUAACAGGGGCCGGACCGGUGGACAAAGUAUCUAUCGCCGCACGGCCUCUCCGCUUCUCCUCUCUCUACGGCUGAGGAGAAAGUGUGAAAGGCGAGAGGUAUCUUCGGCGGCGGUGAUGGAUCCGGAAGCGGUGGCGAAGGCGUUCGUGGACCACUACUAUCGGACGUUCGACGGGAACAGGGCAGCUCUGGCGGGCUUGUACCACGACGCCUCCAUGCUCACCUUCGAGGGCGACAAGAUUCAGGGCGCCGCCGCGAUCGUCGCCAAGCUCACCUCCCUACCUUUCCAGCAGUGCGCCCACGCCAUCUCCACUGUCGACUUCCAGCCCUCGGGACCCCCCGGCGGCAUGCUUGUCUUCGUCAGCGGCUCCCUCCAGCUCGCUGGCGAGUCCCACACCCUCAAGUUCAGCCAGAUGUUUCAUCUGAUGCCAACACCUCAGGGAAGUUUCUAUGUGCUGAAUGACAUAUUCCGCCUGAACUAUGCUUGAGAAAUCUUUUAAACUAUAUCGACGAGGCGGCAGUGGCCGAGUGGCACAUGCUAUGCCGUUGUCAUAGGUCAUGGUUUGAAGAAGGGUGGUUGUUUUUCCUUAUUUUAUUUUCCUUCUGGUUGGGUGGUGGACUUUUGAAAAUGAUUUUGAAUCUUUUAUGGAUACAGAAGAGUGAAACUGUGAUCAUUUCUUCGUGUCCGAACCUUCCUUCCUUAGAUGAGACUGAUUCUGUUAACAUUUAUAUGCAGAUUAGUCAUGAAUUUGCUGUUCUUUGUGACA